Messenger RNA from Gryllus bimaculatus (two-spotted cricket), 5052 nucleotides. NCBI's taxonomy places the organism in Eukaryota, Metazoa, Arthropoda, Insecta, Orthoptera, Gryllidae. The record is from the annotation of a GenBank genome assembly.
UUUGAGAUAUUUUAGGUUAAAAGUCAAAAAAUAUGCAAAAACCUUUAUUUAUAUGCCAAAAAGCUCAGAAUAUGCAAAAUAUACAAUAUAUGCAAAACGUUUCUUUCCUUAUUUUCAAUAUUUUGCCAUAGUGCAGAAGUGCCCUGUGUAGAUACUAAUCUAUUUUUAAUUUGCAUAUUUCCCUUCUCUAAAUGGAAAAAUAUGUAAUGUCAUUAAAAAACAAACAUUUUUGUUACCAAAUGCGGCAUAUCUUAAGAAUUUGUGUGCAUAUUUCAUCAACAUACACAAUUGAAGUUACAGGAAAAUAUGACCACUAACAAAAAACAUGCAAUUGCAUGAACUUCCCAACUAUAGUUACAUACAAUCAUUAUUGACAAAUGAAUAUAAUAAUUAUCAUCAUUGUGUUAUGAAACUUUUGUGGGCAUUCUGCAAUCACUUUUGGGAGUCACAAAUUUUAUGGACCUAACUUAUUUACACAAUAACACAUAAACUCAUCUUAUUUCUAUUUAAUAUUCUUAGAGUCUGUAUUUAAUGCAAAAUAUGAACAAAGAAAUUAUUUCAUUUUCUUUUGAUCCUGCCUUAGGUAUUGCCCUUGUAGCCACUUUAAAACAUCAUCAAUUCCAGCACCUGUCAUUGCACUAGUCUCUAUGACUGUUAUUUCUUGUGAAAUCUCCUCUUUUAAUCGAGACAGUUGGAGCAUUAGUAAUGCUUCAUUUCUCAUUUGCCGGUAAGAAACAUCCAUUUUUGAUAAAGCAAGUAGUAUCUUUGUUCUCUUCAGGGAAGGUUCUGCCAAAAUACUAUACAAGAGUACACCAGCCGCAGCGAUUUGACACAAAUUACUGGUGUCCACGACGUAAACAAUUUUAUUGAUUCCUUGAUAGUAGUUUUUCCAAAUAGGUGCCAUUGCACCUCCUAUUUCGCGUAUUGUUAUUUCCUUUUGAUUUUCUAAUUUAAUUGUCACUAGGUUUGUGCCCACAGUGGGUACCGUAUUCGAAGUGAAAUCUAUUGUCUCUUUGUUUUGCAAUUUUUUCAACAAAAGAGUUUUUCCAGAUCCUGUUGGACCCAAACACAGACACAUGCUUGACGCACGAGCAGUUCAAUGCGGUCUUGGGCUUUGUAAUUUAACAUUUGUGUUUCAAAGGAUUGUUGUCAUGGUAACAAAGCUAGAACACUGCAGUGUAUAAUCAUCAUCAUUACGGUUCCCUACUUCCUGCCAGUAUUUACCUGGAAACAAAUUUUAUAUCUCCGACAGUGUAUUCUUUUUAUACUUGUAAAUUUGCGGUUGACUAUAUACUUUCCAAUCGCUUCCUAUGAACGUCAGUGGAAAACAAUACGAGAAAACUUCCUUCUCGGCGUGGAACGAAAAGUCCUCUGAUUGCAAAGCGGGAUGCGCAAUGCAUAAAAAGAUAACUUGUGCGCAUUGGCAUUGCCAUUGACUAUGGAGCAGCUGGGUGAGGUAAUCAUUCUGUGUACAGAUAACAUAUUAUGGAAUGAGUUGACAAUAAAUUUUUGAUUAGUUUCAAUACUUAGGUACUUAUAAGUUGACAACAUGUCAAACAUCAUACCUCCUAUGGUAUCAUCCACACCACCACCAAUGGAUGACAAUAUGGAUGAUGAUGAAGAUGAUGAGUUUGGGGAUUUUGCAUCUGCCAACUUGUCAUAUGUUUCAGAUGUUCAGCCGUCCAAUUCUGUUGCACAUAUGUCAUGGGAAACUAACAAAAUAAUAUCGUCAUCACUUAACACUAAUGAUGUUCAAUCUCAGUUAAGUGAAGAAGCCUGUGAAACAGUAUUGAAGUCUGAUGACAAUUUAACUCCUGUGAAGCACAAUGGAACCUGUGGAAGAGAUUCGGAUCCUACAACUACUGAUGAUGACGAAGAAGUGGAAUGUCCAGUGUUCAAUAAGUGUGAUCAAUCUGACCAAAGUAGAACUGGUAAAUGUGAUAUUAUGCGAGUCAGAGAAAUCCAGCAAGAUAACACUAGCCAGGAUUCUGUUGUGUCAGGCACAACAGAUUCAGGACUUUGCAGUGCAAGCCAGAUAAGUGAGGGUACCUCACCUUUACCUCAAGGUGAAGAGGUGGACAGAUUAUCUCCAGUUUUAAAUUCUACAUCCAGGCAACAAGUAGAAAUAUUUGAAAAGGAGCCGUGUGAAAGUGAUAAAACAAUAGUAAAGUUGGGAGAAGAUUAUAAAAGAACGUUUAAUGAAGAAAAUGCUCUCAAAAAUUUUCCUGCUUCGGACAUGAAUGUUGUUAUUUCUAACAAUGUUGCAGAAAAUGUGAGCAAGUAUUUGAGUGGUUCAGAAGCUACAGUUAGUUCUGAAAAUGGUGAAGUUGUGUCUUACAGAGCAUUACCUGCCUCAGAUUUGGGAGAAAUUAAUGAGAGUGAAACUGUUGGUGUUAGGGACCAAAUUGGAACUGCUAGAGAAUUGGAUAAAAGCAUAACAGAUGGUAAUUUUGAUGAUUUCUCAGAAUUUCAGUCAACUUGUGAAGAAGCUUCAAUGCAAACAAACAUGCAUGUACUUAAUAUGUCCACAAAUAACCUUGAAGAAAGUGAUGAGAGUAAAAACAGUGGGCAAGUAAAAAAACAUCCUACUGAAUUAAUAUUAGAGGGAGCAGUUGAUUUUUCAGUUGCUCCAGAACAAAAAGAUGGCAAUGAUAAUGCUGAGCAUGACCAACAUGAGUUGCUAGAUGCUGAUGGAGAUGAAUUUGGAGAUUUUGAAAAAUCUUCUGUAUCACAUGGAAAGAAAUAUCACAAUAACUUGGUAGUUAUAAAUGAUGAAAAGGAUUGUACUCCACAACUCCAGGAUAUCCCUACUGAUGAACAUAGUGACGAUGAGUUUGCAGAUUUUGCUUCUGCCUCAGAACCAUUGCAGUCCUUUUUCCCAGAGUCACAAACAGUAGAGAAAACAGCUUCUAGUAGUUGGGCUGAUGUUCCAGUUCCAGAUGCAGAAACUACAUUAGAUGAACUGGGAGAUUUUGAUGAUUUUGAAACAACUGAAUUUCAUCCAUAUGAAAUGCAUUCUGCUGAUGAUAAUGACAAGCUGCUGGAAAGAAUAGAAAGUUUGAUUAAGGAUUUGUUUCCAAAUGAUGUGGAAAUGGCAGGAGAGAUUUUUCCUGUUGAAUCAGAACCAUUAAUGGAGUAUUUGAAUACUGUUAGUCCAGUCUGGGACAAACUUCGUGUAAUUGAGAGUAGUCAUGCUCUUACAUAUCAGUGGUCAGGUUCAACAGCUAACAAGGCUUUACUUUCAUCUCUUGGAAUAGAUUCACGUAAUAUUUUGUUUGGUCCACGCUGGAAUGCAUCUGUGCCAAGAUUUGCUGCCAAUUUGGGAUUCAGUCCACUUGAACCAGUUCGUGCAUCGGGAAAUGGUGCUAAUGCGCAGCCUUCACCUUCUGUUUCAUCUUCUUUGAAAGAACCAUCAAGGAUCGCACCCACAGAGAGUCCUGAAACCUCUGGAAAUGAGGAUUCUGUUCCAGCUGCCCAGUUUGAUUGGACUAGCAGUGGUUUGGUAAAUCCUUUGGAUUGCACUCAAUCUGCCCUACUCGACUUGGAUUAUCUCAACACGUUUGAUAACUUUGCCUCCUCCUCUUCUUCCGUCGCUGCCUGGGAACUCGCCAGCUUGGAAAAAGAGCUCCAGCCCCAAAAUGAAGAAUCCACACCAGGAGCAACUCAGCCCACUACACAAACUGACCAACUUGUGCAACGGAUCUUAGCAGCCAGCCAGUCUGUGCCCCUGGCCAGUGUUCAGCGUCGAGAUGGACUCAGCCCUGAAGCCAUAAAGGUCUUAGACUCUCUUCCAGAUCUCUCUUUUCUCCGAACCAAGAUGCUCAUGUUCCCUGUGCAUACACCAUCUCCUGAGCACACUGUUAGUGCAUCUGAUGGGUGAACUUUUCAUCAUCUGAUGUAGGAUAGUAUUAUUUAACUUUCCCUCCAAGUUUGUUGAUUUAUCCUUAAAAUGUGAAAUACUCAAACAUAAUUACAUUCAGGAAAAGAAUAUGAUAGUGAUUUCUACUCUUGCAGUUAUUUUUGCAAUUAUUAAAUUAGAGUGUAAGUGUUCAAGACUUGAAGUGUCUUAUUUGAGUAUUAUCAGAAUAAGAGAAAGCAAAACAGUAUUUUAAGUACUUAAAACCACAUUGAAAGUUGUCUAUUUUUCACUGAGAUUUUAUUUUAUUUAAUGUUCAAAAAUGUCAUAUUAAUUUACUUUUACUUUUCAUUUGUUGAUAUUGUAUGAUGAAAGCAUCUUGGAACACAAAUCCAGUACUUCUUUGUCUCUUUUUUAUUGUAUUUAAUUCUCAAGUAUGAUUACACAAAAUACACAUCAAAAAUUUAAAGAAAAUAUGAGAUAAUGUGUGUUAUUUGCAUAAAUGAUAGCUAAAAGAAAUCAUGAGUUGUAUGUUAUUUUAAAUUCAUGGUAAAGAAUGUUGUAUCUUAAAAUAUGGAAUUUACCAACCAGAGUAAUUUUAAAUCCAUGAUAAAUAGAAUAUAUUUCAAUUAUUUGUAUUUAUCAUGUGUGGGAAUAAUUGAGCGCAAUUCAUAUAUUAGGUAAUGGAAUUUUUUUAAAUUUAUUGUUACACAUCUCACAUGCCUUGUCUGAGUUGGUUGUUUUUUAAAUUUCCAUUUAGAUGUACCAUUUUAAAUUUCUUUAUAUAAUGCUUUACAUAUUUGGUGUAAUUGCAUUGCUAAUGCAAUGAUUAUUUUCUGUACUUCAGAAUUUGUGGAGCUUUAUUGCAGUCUUGUUCUAGUCUUUUAUGGAUAUAAAAAUGAAUUGUAUUUUUACAUAAUCCUUUGUCAUAAGAUGAAAUAUUUAGGCAAAGAUAAUAUAAAUGAAUGCAAGAUUGCUGCUGAUAUUUGUUUUUUGAAGUGUAUGUAAAUGUUUUCAGUUAGAACUCUAGUUAUCAGUACAUUUGAGCACAUUCUUUUGCAUUCUUGUUUUAUAAAUGUGCGGUUUGGACUGGGCUUUAAACAGAAUCAUACAGUGCAUUUAGGUGACUAUAACUAUAAAUAUGUACAUUUGGGUAAAAGAUUCUUAUAAAUAAAAUGUUUUAUUUAUUUUGUUUU